AUGACAAGCAAGGAAGUACACGAUUCUGACAGCGAUUCCGGUGGUGUGAAGUUAAAGAAAACUCUGGGAUUAUUCAAUGGCGUUGCUAUUAUUGUUGGUGUUAUAGUCGGUAGUGGAAUUUUUGUAUCACCAAAAGGUGUCCUGCUUGAAGCUGGUUCAGUUGGCCUAUGUAUGAUUAUAUGGGCACUCUGUGGUAUUAUUUGUCUAAUUGGUGCUAUGUGCUAUGCUGAACUUGGUACUUGUAUUUUAAAAUCAGGUGCUGAUUAUGCCUAUAUCAUGGAAACAUUUGGUGGCCUACCAUCGUUUCUGUAUCUUUGGGUAGCUUUGAUAAUUAUAUUUCCAACAGGAAAUGCUAUCACUGCUUUAACCUUUUCAAAUUAUAUCCUGCAACCAUUCUUCUCUGAUUGUGAAAUGCCAGAUGUUUCUGUACGAUUGUUAGCAGCACUAUGUAUCACUGUUUUAACGUUUAUUAAUUGUUGGAGUGUAAAAUUAGCUAGUAAAGUACAGGAUAUAUUUACUGUUAGUAAAGUUCUAGCCCUCAUCAUUAUUAUAAUUACUGGACUUGUUUUCAUGGGAAUGGGAUCAACUGAAAGUUUCCAAGAACCAUUUAAAGGAUCAACUACAAAACCAGGUCAUUUUGCUAUGGCCUUUUAUUCAGGACUCUUUUCUUAUGCUGGAUGGAAUUAUUUGAAUUUUGUUACAGAAGAGUUGAAAGAGCCAUACAAAAAUUUACCAAGAGCUAUCUAUAUAUCUCUACCAUUAGUAACAGUGAUCUAUAUUUUAGCAAAUAUAUCUUAUUUUGUUAUUUUAUCACCAGCUGAAAUGUUAAAAUCAGAUGCUGUAGCUGUAACAUUUGCUGAUCGUACUUUGGGAGUUAUGUCAUGGAUCAUGCCAGUAUUUGUAGCUUUAUCAACUUUUGGUAGUUUAAAUGGUUGCUUGUUUACAUCUUCAAGAUUAUUUUUUGUUGGUGCUCGGUAUGGACAUUUACCAGGUUUUCUUGCAACAAUCAAUCCAAAAUUAAUGACUCCUGUACCUGCUUUAAUAUUUGGGUGUGGAAUGUCGUUAGUUAUGUUGUGUUCUAGUGACAUAUUUGCCUUAAUUAAUUAUGGUGCAUUUGUGGAAUCAUUAUUUAUUGGUGUAACCAUAGCUGGGUUGAUUAUGCUACGCUAUACUAGACCUGAUAUGGAACGACCGAUUAAGGUUCACAUUGCAUUGCCAAUAUUUUUUGUUAUCAUCUGUAUAUUUUUGAUAAUUACCCCCUUAACAACAUCCCCAAUGGAAUGUUUGAUGGGUAUUAUAAUGAUAUGUACUGGUAUUCCUGUGUAUAUAUUGGGUGUAUUAUGGACAUCAAAACCCAAAGUUUUUACAAAAAAUUUAGGUAGGUUUGACGCCAUUUCAAUUACUAAUUCUAUUCAACCAAUAAACACAACUUCUAUUGCCCUGUGA
Lottia gigantea (owl limpet) is the source of this 1446-nucleotide messenger RNA. RefSeq lists its product as hypothetical. Gene Ontology annotation, biological process: amino acid transmembrane transport. Gene Ontology annotation, cellular component: membrane. The record is from RefSeq and is a predicted model, not a curated record. The transcript is spliced from 9 exons. NCBI's taxonomy places the organism in Eukaryota, Metazoa, Mollusca, Gastropoda, Lottiidae. The coding region runs from base 1 to 1446 and encodes 481 amino acids. Gene Ontology annotation, molecular function: L-amino acid transmembrane transporter activity.